Messenger RNA from Lottia gigantea (owl limpet), 282 nucleotides. RefSeq lists its product as hypothetical. NCBI's taxonomy places the organism in Eukaryota, Metazoa, Mollusca, Gastropoda, Lottiidae. The annotation marks the transcript as partial. The record is from RefSeq and is a predicted model, not a curated record. The transcript has a single exon.
GUAGAAUGUAUUACUGGUAAAGAUUCAGAUGUUAUUUUUGUGCUGGAUGAAUCCAGUAGUAUUGAUAACCGAGACUUUAAGAAGCAGUUGAAAUUCGUCCAAGAUGUCAUCAAAAUGUUUGAUAUUGGACCCAAAAAGACACAAAUCGGUGUGGUAACAUUCAGCGAUCUCCCCACCGUCGAGUUCUAUCUUAAUACUUAUAAAAAGAAGAAGGAUGUCUUGAAAGCAGUUGGCAGGGUCGUAUAUUCCGGUGGCAACACAUACACCAAUCUGGCUCUAGAA